GGGUAAUAAAGGAGCGCUCAUGCUGUGGGAAGUGAGGAUACUAAAUCUGGACGAUCGUAGGGAAAAAGCACGAUACAUUGUUGUUGUUCGCACUCGAUGUUGUAGGGGAAUCAUUAAUAGCGUCUUCAGACCAUUUCGAUACGGUUAGUGUCUCUGCAUUAAUCUCACUCGUGCCGACUCACAUACUGCAUUCAACUCACUCAAGAUUAAGAAGAUACUGACUGUAGGACAUACAAUUUAUUAGAACAUACGAGAAAGGGCAAACUACUUUUUACUACUAUUAUUUAUUAGACCAUUAGGGUAAACUACUACUACUACGCACAACUACUAAUACUAGAAAUAACCAUACAACAAGCAAGAGGAUAAGCUUAGGUACUCGCAUUACCCGUUCACUAGAUACGAACCAGAAUAGUGAUUCUUAGAAAGUACGCGAAGGAACUACUUCGCGAUAUAAUUAUAGUACGACGAGAAAGAUGCUGAGAAUGAAAAUGGCAAGCGCGAAGAUGUAUGCGUCUUGGGCACACGUAUUUUACAACCUGUUGAAGAUGGCCGUCGCACCGUGGAGCUUCAUCCACCUUGGGGGUGUGCUUCAGGGUGUGCACGCAGCUGGGCAACUAUUUCUUGGCGCGACGACAUCGACAACAACUACAAGCAGUGCCAAGAGUCUUCAAGUAGAAACUAUGGCUGGCUCUCUUGACAAGGAGAACUACAGUCGUGGGAGUAAAGAUUCGCUUCUUCUGUCGCCACACGCUAGUGCCGUGACAGGCACAGGGCGCCUCGAUUGGGAAGACAACACAUCCGAUGAGGACAUGGCGUCCAACGUGGGGGCCGACCUUUCUCUUGCGGGAACGGGAAGAAUGGCGUCUCAUAGCAACGUAGAUGCUAUUCUAGAAGCGAUGAAUGAAGGCAGCCAGGAAGUGGAAAGGUCUCAAACAUGUCGCGAGUCUGAGAAGCGAUUGGGUGGAUUGCCCCUUGGAUUGCCCCAGCCGGGCUUUCUUUGUGUGCAAGAUCACCUCCAUGGUGAGACAGCACGUUCCCCAUCUCAGCAGCAAGAACUACAGACACCAAGUCGUACUGUGCGGCGACGCCUGUCAACUCCUGGCCUAGCAGCUGUGCCAACUAGUGAAGAAAAAAGUCGCCUUCUCCCGUUCUUUUACGAACACAGGCCUCACAUGUUACUGCUUUCAGAAUUUCUCAAUCCGUCAGAUAGACUGGCGCUGUGUCAAGUAGCCCAGCAAUGUUGUGGUCGUAAGGAUGAGACUGCAGACGCAGAGAACCAAGGAAACCAACAUGAAGAUCUUCAUCAAGAUGGGCCACAAGGUCACGUCCUCCAACUAGAUGGUCAUGAUCUUGAAGAUCAUGGUGGACAAGUACUAGGUCUUCACGUCCAACAAGAUGAUCUACAAGAUUUUGAGACAGUGCGUUGCCGGGAAGCUGCUUUGUUUUGCGAUGAUGUGGGACAACGUUUGGGUCUGAAAGGUGCAAUUCCUGAGCAGGGUCCUGCUUAUCUACCAGGCAAUCCGCCACGUGCGAUCUUUGCGAGUGUUAAGAACUUGUAUUUACUUGAUUUUUUUUCGAGAACAGUCAGAGCCUAUGUCUUCAUCUAUCUGCCAUACUAGACUGUGAUGUGCACUGGUUUCGUACGUAAGUGAUCAAAGAGGAAGAUCAACACCACGUGCCACACCUCUAACCCAAACGGAAAAGCUUUACAUCCUGAUGGCAAGCGAAUGAAGUUUGAAGACGCGGCCGCCCUUCCCCCUUCCGGUCAACCGGUUUUCUAUUAAGGCUACCGCUGAAACAUCCUCAGCCUCACCACCAUCCCUGGCUCUUUUUCUACUUGAAAAGGAAGCCAAGGAUGCCCUGAGGGAUGCCAGCGUGACGGCUCUAAUUCUACCGUCGGGAGUCUUCACCUUUUGCUUCAUAUGGAUCUGGGCUAUCUGCAUCGAGCCCUUUUUCGUCAGCUCCUCCACUACCUUUUGGGUCUGGGUCUAGUCCGUUUUUAUCGACUCCGUUCCCCUCGUCCAGUUCCACUGCUGCGAUUGCAGAAGCUGCCGUAUACGGUCCGACGAGUGCUUCCCUGAAUACAUUGAUUAUGGACCUCCUACUUAAGUAGUACAGUAUCGACACGUGCUGAAAUGAGCGCAUAGAUUAUGUUGACCCACCUUAUAUUAUGUUACAAAUACAGUACUACAUUCUGUUUUAUCCGGCUUCAUUUACUCUUUCUUGUUUGAAUGCCAGCCAAAUGCCUAGCUCUAAGCUCUUGUCUCUCGCAGACCAACAGCAGAAACGUUGGGAAGAAGAAUCUCGCUCCUGUAUGUUAGGUCAAGACCAAGCGUCCUAUGCUAGUCAAGCACAUGGGGCUUCAUCUUGGUCGAGCAGUUCGAGCGCACCUUCUACGAGCCAAUGCCCUCCUGCGGUAGCAGGUGGCUCUGCUGCUCUUUUUAUAAGUCAGGAGCAGCAAAAAUGCUUUGAGGAAAAAUUCUUGAGACUCAUGGGAGCGUAA
Molecule: messenger RNA, 2503 nt
Organism: Amoebophrya sp. A25
Lineage: Eukaryota; Dinophyceae; Syndiniales; Amoebophryaceae
Source: the annotation of a GenBank genome assembly